Molecule: messenger RNA, 949 nt
Organism: Camelus dromedarius (Arabian camel)
Lineage: Eukaryota; Metazoa; Chordata; Mammalia; Artiodactyla; Camelidae
Gene: PRDX2
Product: peroxiredoxin 2
Exons: 6
Coding region: 125-721 (198 amino acids)
Biological process (GO): hydrogen peroxide catabolic process; cellular response to stress; cell redox homeostasis
Cellular component (GO): cytosol
Molecular function (GO): thioredoxin peroxidase activity
Source: RefSeq, a predicted model, not a curated record
UGCGCGUCAUGGUUCGGGCCGGGCAUAAAAGGCUCCGCGGCCCAGGGUGCACUUGGCGCUGAGAGAGCGAGUCCGCGCAUCUGCUGCUCCGCGCGCCACGCCCUUGCCCACGCAGCUUUCAGUCAUGGCUUCAGGCAACGCGCACAUCGGAAAGCACGCCCCCGAGUUCCAGGCCACCGCCGUGGUAGAUGGCGCCUUCAAGGAGGUGAAGCUUUCAGACUACAGAGGGAAAUACUUGGUUCUCUUUUUCUACCCGCUGGACUUCACCUUUGUGUGCCCCACGGAGAUCAUCGCUUUCAGUGAGCAUGCUGAGGAGUUCCACAAGCUGGGCUGCGAGGUGCUGGGGGUCUCCGUCGACUCUCAGUUCACCCACCUGGCUUGGAUCAACACCCCUCGGAAGGAGGGAGGCUUGGGCCCCCUGAACAUCCCCCUGCUGGCUGAUGUAACCAGAAGCUUGUCCCGUGAUUAUGGUGUGCUAAAGGAAGACGAGGGCAUCGCCUACAGGGGCCUCUUUAUCAUCGAUGGCAAGGGUAUCCUUCGCCAGAUCACUAUCAAUGAUUUGCCCGUGGGACGCUCCGUGGACGAGGCUCUGCGGCUGGUCCAGGCCUUCCAGUACACAGAUGAGCACGGGGAAGUCUGUCCUGCUGGCUGGAAGCCAGGCAGUGACACAAUCAAGCCCAAUGUGGACGACAGCAAGGAAUAUUUCUCCAAACACAACUAGGCUGGCAGACAGGUGGCAAGCUUGGGUCUUGGCCCCCAUCUGUGCCCCUGUCUGGGUGCCUUGAGCUGACCCAGGAAAGGCCAGACCUGCCCCUUCAGACUCUACAGUCCAUGGCCCUAAAGGGCUAGGCCAAGGCCUUCUCAAGCUCCCAGCUGGGAGCUGGUGAAUGGUGACCCCCUCCCAGGGCACAGGCCUAGACGUGACCAAUAAAGUGUUCGGGACAGUUAA